Drosophila busckii is the source of this 5394-nucleotide messenger RNA. It is a transcript of the gene kon, whose product is annotated as chondroitin sulfate proteoglycan 4. The record is from RefSeq and is a predicted model, not a curated record. The transcript has 10 exons. NCBI's taxonomy places the organism in Eukaryota, Metazoa, Arthropoda, Insecta, Diptera, Drosophilidae.
UUCGGAUAUGGAUUUGGAUUACUGCUUGCCAUGCUGCUGCUGCAGUUGCUGCAAACAGCAGCCGCUAUGAAAGUUUCGCUGUUCGGCGAUGGCUAUGUAUCGAUGCCGCUGCAGGAGGCCAAGAUGUCAACGAACAUACGCGUCAAGUUUCGCACCGGCCAGGAGGAUGCGCUGCUCUUUCUGGCCGCUGGACGCACCGAUUACUGCCUGCUGCGUCUGGAGCAUGGCCUCAUCAGUUUUAGCUAUAAAAUCGAACGGGAUGUGGUGCAGCUGCAAUCGCCCCAAAGCCAAAAGCUUAACGACCUGGAGUGGCACGAUGUGGCCGUGCAGCGUUUCGAGAACAACGUUACCUUACAGGUGGAUGGACACAUUAUGCGCCAGCAGCUGCCAGGCGAGCUCGGCGCACUCAAUGUGCACUUUGGCACAUUUCUUGGCGGCGUCGGUGAUUUUACGGCCGAGUUUCUGAACGAUGUCAUUGGCUUUCGUGGCUGCAUAUCCGAUGUCUUUUACAACAACAUUAACAUCAUUAAGCGUGCCAAAGAUCGCACGGGUCAUACGACCAGUAUGGGCGUAGCCUGGAGCUGCAGCAAUGAGUUCGACGGCACCAUUCAGGAUAGCAUAAGCUUUCUAAGUCGAUGAGUCAUGCGUGACAAUCUGUCAUUUCAAUUUCGCACCAUGACCGAGUCCGGCACAAUUUUCUUCAACGGCGGUUAUGACUUUGUGCUGCUUGAGAUUGAGGACCAAAAGCUAAAGCUGACCUUUAACAAAGCGGGCAGUCUGGUGCAGUUCACUACCAAUGAGCUCAUAGCUGAUGGUAAAUGGCAUAGCGUUGUCUUGCGCUAUAAUGCGGCCAUGGCGGAGCUGAUGCUGGAUGAGGCUGCGCACACUUAUAGCGGACAUCAUGCAAAUGAGAGCAAGACGAGCAUAAAUCUAGAGAAGAGCGUGUUCUUUGGCGGCGUGCAGGAGGAGACGCGUCGGCGUCUCAUCAACAAGGGACUGCGCAUAAAUGAGUUGAGCUUUAAGGGCUGCAUGCGAGAGCUGAAAGUGAAUAAUUUGGCUUUAGGUUUUGCCGAAAUGAGCAUCUCCAGACACUUGGCGUUGGGCUGUCUGUGGAAGUAUCCUUGUGUCGAGCAUAAUCCUUGCUUGAAGAGCGGCAUUUGCAGUCAGCAUGGUGUGGAUGACUUUAUAUGCUACUGUGAUCAGAGCUAUUGCAUCAAAGCGGACUUUCAGGGACCCUUUAAGAUCUUCACGGAAACUAGUCCAGAGCUGGAGCUGCUUUAUAUCUCACCCAUGCAGUUGCUUGAAGGCGGUUCCACUUUUCUAACGCCACGUAUUAUAGAAGUGCUGCUCGAAACUAGACGCUAUCCCAGCCUCAAUGAGCAGUCGAUUGCUUUUCAUGUGGUGCAGCAGCCUAAGUUUGGACAGCUCCUGCAGUAUGUGCAGGAAAAGUCGAGUUUUGUGCCCUGCCGCAGCUUCAAUCUGGCAGACUUGAACACAGAUAAACUGAAAUAUGUGCAUAAUGGCCAGGAGAACUUCAACGAUCACGCCACUUUGGAUAUGCAAAUAUAUGGCGAUGCGCAUAAGAUACCAGAGAAUAUUUUGGGCAAGCAUCGUUUUCUGCUGCAUGCCAAUAUAACACCCACAAAUGAUCCACCACAGCUGCAGCUGCAUGCGCAUAAGAUUCUGCGCAUCUUGGAGGGCAUUGAGCGCGUCUUGGAUGUAGAUCUCUUUAAUAUUGUUGAUCCGGAUAGCGAGCCCAAGGAUUUAAUCUAUACCAUAAAAGCUUCGGACAACUCUCAGGAGGCCUUUGGUCGCUUUUUGGUGGCCGGCGUGCCCAGCAUGAGCUUCUCACAGCAGGAUGUAGAUGUGGGCAAGGUUUCCUAUCUCUACAACUCCACCACCGUAGAAGCCUUCAGCUAUCAACUUCAGCUGCAAGUGUCAGAUGGCAUAGAAACUAGCGAUACUAUUUAUCUGCCCGUCUCGGUGCAUCCACUGGAGCUGCGCGUAGUUAACAACACAGGGCUGGUCAUGAUACAUAAGAGUUCGUUGCUGCUUUCGCCUGCCAACUUGUCCAUUGGCACCAAUGCUGCCGAUGAGCACAUCGAUAUACGUUAUGAUGUGGUCAAACCGCCUCAGCAUGGUGCACUGCAGCACUGGCGGCAAUUUGAUGGCUCUUGGAUCAAUGUGGAGUGGUUCACUGACAGUCAAAUGCAGCUGGGACAUGUGCGGUAUCUGCAUAACAGCGAUUUUCCCUGGCAUGAUGAAUUCAAGUUUAUUGCAUCAUUUGGAUUUGUGACCACGCAGACCUUUGAUUUCCGGAUUACGUUUACACGUUUGCGCAUUGAACGGAGCUCUCCAGAGGUUAUUGCCAUCAAUGGCACGCGCGAGCUGUUGCUGACCAAUCAGUUGCUCAACUUUGAGACUGUGCCCGUCGGCAGCUUUGGGCGCAAUGUCAUCUAUAAGAUCAUCAAGCCCACUAUGUAUGGCGGUAUUUAUGUGGAGGGCUCACGCAAGCCGGCCAAACAGCUGGACUCGUUUACGCAGCAGGACAUUGAUAAGCGACGCAUACGCUAUCGCACCCAUCACAGUUGCUACUCCAGCUUUAAUGACAAACUGGAGUUUGUGGUGUCGGUGGCUGAGUGCGAUGAUGUGCCCGGGAAGCUGCAGCUACUGUUUAAUCCGCUGGAGACGCUGACGAAGACACUAAGCUAUCAAAAGUUUGAGACAUUACAAGUGCAGGAAGGCGAACGCGCUUUGAUAACAAAGAAUCACUUCGAGAUACGCUUCAAUAUCUAUGAGAGCCUGCAGUUUCAGGUAUCCUUGCCACCUGCUCAUGGCGUGGUCUGCAAAUAUGAUGAGUUAAGUGGGCUAACAACGCCCAUUGAGCUGUUUACGCUGGAGCAGCUAUUUCGCAGUGAUGUCUACUAUUGUCAUGAUGACACAGAGUCCACGCUGGAUAACUUUGAACUGUUGAUACUCUCGGGUGAGCAGACGGAUCUGCAGUUCGUGGCCAACAUGCAGGUGCACAUAAAGUUGGUCAACGACAAUGAACCCUAUCGCAUUGCUGUGGACCGUGUAUUUCAUGUGGUGCGCAAUGGGUUGCGCACUUUGAACUCCAACAUUUUGCAAUAUCUCGAUGCGGAUGUCAAUACCAAUCAUACAGACAUACACUUCAUACAUGUGUCCAGCACCAAUGGCGCUUUCUACAAGUCCGGACAAUUUGUGGACAACUUUAGCCAGGCUGACAUUGCCAAUCGCAAGAUAAUGUUCCAGCACAGCGGUCCAGAUGUGGGCACUGCCUCAUUUAUAGUUACAGAUCGCCAGCACGAGGUCAAUGGUCAGCUUGAAGUACGCGCUUCAGAUCCGUUCGUCUCCAUGCUGCCUGCGAAUGCUUCAAUUGUGCAGGAAGGCAAAUUUGUCGUACUCAAGAAUAAGGAUUUCGUUUUGGAAACCAAUUUGGAUAUGAAGCUCGAUGGCAUUUACUAUGAGGUUAUAAAGCCGCCUUCCUACGGCAUACUCAUGUAUCUAAGCGGUCAGCGGGCUGAGAAUGGCAGCCUGCUGCAUAAAGCCACCAAUUUCACUUCGCUGGGCAACUUUACGCAUAUGGACAUAGAACGCGAACGCUUGGUCUACUGGAAUACGGAAAUAGCGUCAAUGGAUAAAUUGAGAUAUCGCGUGCACAUAAAAAACAUCACAGCAGAGGGCGAAGUCAUCUUUCGCAUAUAUCCUUCAGCAUACUGGGAGCCGUUACAAGUUAAACAGAACAAAACGCUUAACGUGGAGGAAUCCACAAGCGUCUUAAUCUCCAGAGACGUAUUAGAGGUUGUGCAUCCCAACAUCUCACCGGGUGAUAUUACCUUUCUGGUAACCUCAUCACCUAUGCAUGGCUAUCUAGAAAUGCAGUCCAUGUCCUUUGACGACGAAUACAAUUGCAAGGUCUUCGAUCAGUCCUCUGUCAACAAUGAGAAAAUGUUUUAUAUACAAGCGGGCGUUAAUCAAUCAACUGAUUACUUUGUAUUUGAUGUUACCAAUGGCAUUACCUGGCUGCGACAGCUUGUACUCAAGAUAGUUAUUAUUCCGGAAAAGCUCUACAUGCAUACAAACAUUAUCUCUGUGGUGGAGGGCAAGACGGUGCAGCUAAGCGCCACCGAUAUACAACCCUACUCCGAAUACUAUCGUGGCAAAAUAGUGGAGUAUAUAGUGACCAUAACGGGCAGCUCCGGGCAUAUACUAGCAGGCAAUUCAAAGGUUAAGCGCUUUACGCAGAAGCAGCUGGAGUUGGGCACUAUACAGUAUGUGCAUAACGGCAGCGAGAACAGCACGGAUAGUCUGACUAUGGUGGCCAUGGCGAGGAAUAAGGAGAGUGAGCCAUUUGAGCUGGAAUUUGUUGUAGAACAGGUAAACGAUGAGCAGCCAAUGAUGGUUACCAACACGGGUCUGCAGGUGUGGAAUGGUGGACGUUAUAUUAUCAAAAAUACAGAUCUAUUUGCACAAGAUUACGAUACACCGCCAGAGAACCUUACCUAUGUAAUACAACAUAUUUAUGGCGGCUACCUGGCCGAGUCUGCUACUCCGCUGCAGAAGAUUGAGCAGUUUACCCAAGCGCAGGUUAACGCUGAACAAAUCUACUUUAUGCACGACACCAACUCGCGACGCAACGAGCUCAGCUUUAUAGUCACCGAUGGACUCUUCAAUACCAGCACUCAGUUGCUGCACAUAGAAAUAAAGCCCAUAGAGAUAUUAAUGAUGCACAAUGAAAAUCUGCACGUGUUUCCGCUCACCAAGAAGCAAAUCCUACGCGAUCAUUUGCACUUCAAAUGCUCGGAUGAGAACCGUGAGAUACGCUAUAACGUUACAGUGCCACCUACAUUAGGACGUCUGAUCAAUGAGUACCUGGGCAACGGUUAUGCCAAGGAGAUAAGUGAAUUUACGCAAAACGAUUUGGACAAUGGUCACAUCUUCUAUGAACACACAGCUGUUAUUAUGGAGUUUCGCAUUAAUGAUUCUUUUUACUUUGAUGUUGUCGCCGAGCGCAGCGAUCGGCUGUUAGAUCAAAAAUUUAAUAUAGAAAUCUCCGUAUCCUCUGGCGGCUUGUUAAGAUUUCUGCCUGUUUCCAAAUUAACUGUGGACGAAGGUGGCUCAGUGCCUAUAAAUCUAGAUUUUUCGAAGAUCUUGGAGUACUUGAAGACGCGUGCAGGCAUUAAUAAUCCAGAACUGUUUAUUGAAACUGCUCAGAAGCCCUCACAUGGCAGCAUAGGCCUAGGUCAUGAGUUUAAGGCCGUGCAGCGUUAUCAUCCCAGCGAUUUCUUUACCAAAAAGGUUUACUAUAUACAUGAUCACACGGACACGCUGGAGGAUACCAUACUGAUGGGUGUAUAUCUUACUCAAGGGUAA